CCUCCAUGUGGCUAUUAGUCCAUAUAUGUCCCUAACGCUAUAAAAGUGAUUCAAGUUUUUCCUUCCUCCAUUAAGUCCAUCCUUUUUAGCCACAUGGCAUUCCAACUCACUCCCACCAACCCUUCUUCUUACACCACCACGUUAUCGUAUUUAAUAUCACCACUAUCAUAAAUCAUCUAUCCAUCAUCAAUUUUCUUUAAAAAUAGAAAUUAACAAAAUAGAUUAACUUUUGAAAACAAUCCUCAUUCAUCUUGACCAAGAAAUACUUUACCCUAAGAAAUAAUUGAUCAGACUCUGAAAGAGUGCAUGCAUGGGGAUUACUUUUUCAAGGUUUAAGAAUCUACCAAACACAUCUAAGUUAAGGAAGACACGAGGAGGGUGUCUAAAAUGGUGACAAUCUUACCAUCUUCUUUUUCCUUACUUGGAAAAUGGAAGACAAGGGAAAUUAUCAUUAUAUAAAAUGUUCCCCCAAAAAUAUCAAUAAAGUUUGACCGUUCAAAGAUGAGGGAAAAAAUAAUGCAAGAGUAGGCCUAUGUACAAAACAGUUGGCAGUCAUACGUGAGCUGCUCAAAGAAAGUCUACUACGUGAACUCCUCUCCUUAAUUUGACUUUGUUGAAACUACACCUCACUUUUAAGCCGUUCGAUCACGUGGCUUUCAUAUAUCUAACGGUGCAAACAUUUUGUAUUAAGACAUGAUAUAUUCCUUUUUGGGAGGGGUUGAAAAAUAAAAGAAAAGAAAAGAAUAGAAGAGAGAAAAAUGAAUAAAAGAUUCUCUCAACACUAAAUUAUUUUUCUUCUAAAUAUCUUGAGAUCAUCAUUCAUUCCAUGACCGGGUCUUUUGGUCUCCCCUUUUACACCACAAACACCAAACCAACACAAAAAAAGAAAAGAAAAAACAACAAUUUUAGUUUAACCAAACAGAAAAGCAUAGAAAAGUAGAAGAAAGGUAUUGAAAAAAUUCCCUUUGCAUACAUUCAUCAUUACUAUUAUUAUUUUUUAUGUCUUUUACCCCCCAAAAGUGCUAAUUAUUUCUUUUUUUUAUCUUCCUCUCUUAUCAUUUUUCACAUAUCAUUUCUCUGCUUCCUCUCUCUCUCUCUCAUGCAAUCAUUCCAUUUCCACCUUUCCACAACCAGAAAGAGAGAGAGAGAAACACAAAAAACAAAAAAAGAAAUAUUGUUUUUUAAACAAAAAAAGAAAUAUUGUUUUUUAAAGCCAAGCACUCCAGGAGAUUAUCCCUAUAGAUAUACACAGAUUAUGACAAUUAUUAUGAACUCUUCUCCUGGGGGGCACUAACCAUUUUUCGCACAAACAAUCUCAUUUCUUUAAGGUCCGGUCCUUCCCCGGACCCGCAUAUAGCGGGAGCUUAGUGCACCGGGCUGUCCUUUUUUAAUCUCAUUUCUUUACACAUCUUUAAAUGUAACAUCUUCUUUUUGUUAGAUGGGUCCUUAAUUCAUUUUCUUGGUGAGUUAUCUGUUUUUUACUUGGCCUACAAGUUUUGUGUCUUACAUAAGAAGCUCCUUAUAAUUUCAAGACUCAUUGCAUGUUGUGCCACAUUUCUUGAUCACCAUCUUCUAUAAAAAUAAACCAAGAAAUCAUAGAAAGAUAUCUCAUCAACUAUCCAAAAUGGGAGACAUUUCUCCUGAAAAGAAAACAGGUUGUGGCCUGUUGAAUGCUGUUUUUGGAAGGAGAAACAUUUGGACAAAAAGAUCAACAUCUACAGGCUCACUUCCUACACAAAAUUCCAACAAUGUUAACAAUAUAACGCGAUCUUCUAGCACUCAACAUUCUAAAAAGCAUCGUAAUGGCUCCAGCGAGGCUUUUUUAGACUCUCGUGAAAACCAAUCAGAGAAACAAGUUGACAAGAUCAUUCCAAGGCCUAACCCGAACCAAUCCAAGGCCGCGGUAGCAGCAAAUAAAGCUAAUUCACAAGGUGCACCGGUUCAUAAUCAGCAGAAAAAUAAUGGUCAAGGGGUAAAAGGGUAUAAUGAUAAUCAAGGAAGAAAAGUACCUCCAGCCGGAACAGGGGAGCUUGAAAACAUGAUCCAAGAUCAUCAAAGAUCAAAGGGUGCUAAUACAUUAGUCCGUGCUUCGUCUAGCAACGUGAUGUUGUUUGGUAAUUUGGGUAACAUUAGGCAGCAAGGCGGAGGCAACAGUACUGGUCCGACAACAACUUCAACAGCUAAUCAUGUUCUAGAUUAUUUACCAAGAACCGCUAAAGAAGUACCACCACCACCAUCACAACCAUCUCAGAAUGGGAAAUAUCCAACGAGCGUUAUGGGAAAUGUAGUGCAGGGGAAAACAGGGGGCGCUGUUUCCCUAUGCCGUGCGCUGUCCACAAGAAUGGACCCUGAACAAUUGAAGAUUCUUGGAAAUGAGGAUUACAAGAAUGGAAGAUUUGCUGAGGCUUUGUCUUUGUAUGAUGCUGCAAUUUCAAUUGAUCCAAAUAAGGCUUCUUAUCGAAGCAACAAAUCCGCUGCUUUGACUGCUUUAGGAAGGCUUCUUGAAGCUGCUUUUGAGUGCAGAGAAGCUAUCACAAUUGAUCCUCAUUAUCAAAGAGCUCAUAAUCGUUUGGCCACCCUAUCUGUCAGAUUAGGAGAUACCGAGAAGGCUAUGUACCAUUACAAACAAGCAGGAUCAGAAGGUGAUCCUGAUGUUGUGUCAAAGACUAAAAAUAUUCAAAUUCAUCUCAACAAGUGUACUGAGGCCAAGAGGCAAAGAGAUUGGAACACUCUUCUUAAAGAAUCCACCCUCGCCAUAUCCGCUGGUGCUGAUUCUGCACCCCAGAUAUUUGCUUUGAAAGCUGAGGCGUUGGUGAAGCUCCAUAGAUACCAUGAAGCAGAUCAAACUCUGAAGAACGGUCCGAAUUUUGAUAUCGAUGAAUGUAUAAAGUUCUUUGGCCCUAUUGGCAAUGCAGGCUUGCUAGUCAUUCAAGCUCAAGUUGACAUGGCUGCUGGCAGGAUUGACGAUGCCCUAGCAGCGGCUCAACGAGCAGCGCAGCUAGACGGGAACAACAAGGAAGUGAACAUGGUGGUUAGGAGGGCAAGGGCAGUAGCAAGUGCUAGAACAAAGGGCAAUGAGCUCUUCAAAGGUGGAAAAUAUGCAGAUGCUAGUGUUGCAUAUGGUGAAGGACUGGACCAUGAUCCACACAAUUCAGUCUUAUUGUGCAAUCGAGCAGCUUGCAGGUCAAAACUUGGCCAAUUUGAGAAAGCACUUGAGGAUUGCAACAAUGCCCUUAAUGUUCGACCAUCUUUUACCAAGGCUAGGUUGAGGAAGGCUGAUUGUUACUUUAAGAUGGGAAAAUGGGAAGCAUGCAUACAAGAAUGUGAAGCGUUGAUGAAGGAGUCACCAGAAAAUGAGGAUGUGGGACUGAUGAUUAAGGAUUGCCAACAACACCUCAAAAAAUGAGGAUUUAGCCAAAGACGUGAAGAGCAUGAACAUCAUCAAUAAUGACACAUAUGGUUGUCAUUAAUUUGUCAAUCUCCAUAAAAAAUAUAUUUGAAUGGUAUCAACACUUGUUUGUUCAAUUCCAAUCCCUCCAUAAAAGAAAAAGGAAAAAAAAUUCAAAAAUAGAAAAAUCAACAUGAGGAAAAAAAGUGGAGGGGAAGGGGUUAAGAAAAGGAUUUAUAAGGUCUCUUAGGGAAAUGAAAAAAGAGAAUGGGAGAAGACCAAAGGAUUAAUUAAGAGGUUUGAGUUAGAAAAUAGGAUUUGGUAGGCUAUAUUGGCUCAUCUCUUUAGGAAAAAGAGAAAAAAAGGAAAGAAAGGAAUUCAUUAGGGUGCUUUGGGAAAAACUAAAGCGCUAUGGAUUUUUAGUGAAUGAGAACAAUUCUUUUACAUUUAUUGCAUUUUCUUAAUAUGUAAGUAAUUAUUUUGUUUAA
Molecule: messenger RNA, 3876 nt
Organism: Lycium barbarum (goji berry)
Lineage: Eukaryota; Viridiplantae; Streptophyta; Magnoliopsida; Solanales; Solanaceae
Product: inactive TPR repeat-containing thioredoxin TTL3-like
Exons: 5
Coding region: 1625-3406 (593 amino acids)
Cellular component (GO): cytoplasm
Molecular function (GO): protein binding
Source: RefSeq, a predicted model, not a curated record